Messenger RNA from Marchantia polymorpha subsp. ruderalis, 2328 nucleotides. The record is from the annotation of a GenBank genome assembly. NCBI's taxonomy places the organism in Eukaryota, Viridiplantae, Streptophyta, Marchantiopsida, Marchantiales, Marchantiaceae.
GAGUUUCUGAGGACAGUCGAAAGUAUUUCGAAGGCAGCUGAGCAGGUCCGCGAGAACCAACGCCUUGCAAUGCCGACCGUCAGCGUCGGGCGAGAUCUCUUGUUCGCGGCGUUGGAGCAGUCUUUCACUGAUGAGGAAUUUGAUGAACUUUGCUUCGACUUUGGUAUCGAACUUGAUGAAGUGACGACAGAGGGUAAAAUCAUCAGGAAGGAGAAGCACCUGGAGGAAGAUGCAGCCACUGAAGGCGAUGAAGAGUGGAUCUAUAAAAUUGAGGUCCCUGCCAACAGAUAUGAUCUUCUGUGCCUGGAAGGGCUUGCACGAGGGUUACGCGUCUUUACUGGCAAGGAGGAGGUCCCGACUUACAGUCUUGCAGACAUGUCAAGCCGGGCAAUGCUCAAAAUGACUGUGAAGCCCGAGACUUCCUUGAUUAGGCCAUUUGUGGUAUGCGCUGUACUAAGAGGCAUUACCUUCACUCAAGCGCGGUAUAACAGCUUCAUCGAUCUACAAGACAAGCUGCAUCAAAACUUGUGCAGGAAGAGAACGUUGGUUGCUAUUGGUACUCAUGACCUCGAUACGCUAGAAGGACCCUUCACCUAUGAGGCGCUCCCUCCAUCAGAAAUAAAGUUUGUUCCUUUGAAGCAGACCAAAGAAUUCAGUGCCCAAGAGCUGAUGGAGUUUUACAAGUCUGAUAUGAAGCUGAAGAAAUUUUUACACAUAAUCGAGAGCUCGCCGGUUUACCCUGUCAUCUACGACAGCAAGAGGAGAGUGCUUUCGUUACCCCCAAUCAUUAAUGGCGCUCAUUCUGCCAUUACACUGAAGACUAAGAACGUGUUCAUUGAGUGCACUGCCACCGACCUCACGAAGGCCAAAAUCGUGCUGAACACCAUGGUUACAAUGUUUUCACAAUAUUGCGACCAAAAGUUCGAGGUGGAGCCCGUGGAAGUGAUCACAGAUGGCAAGUCAAACGUUUACCCUGAUCUAUCCUGUCGAACGUUUGAAGUGGAUGUCUCUUAUAUAAAUGAAACCAUCGGGGUCCAGCUGAAACCCAUGGAGAUUGUUGGCUACUUGUAUAAGAUGCAGCUACCAGCGAAGGUUAUAAAAUCUGGUGACACGACCAAGAUCAGGGUGACAGCUCCUCCUACAAGAAGUGAUGUGCUUCAUCCCUGUGAUGUGAUGGAAGAUGUUGCAAUUGCAUUUGGCUUCAAUAGGAUUGAGAAGACAGUACCAAAGUCGCACACACAGGGGAAAGAACAGACGUUGAAUCAUUUCUCAGACCUGCUGAGAGAACAGAUAGCCUUGGCGGGUUUCACGGAAGUUUUGACAUGGAUUUUGGGUUCCAAUAUGGAAAAUUUUACCAUGGUGAAUCGAGAAGAUGACAAGAAGAAAUCUGUUCAAAUUGGCAAUCCACGCACUUCUGAUUUCGAGGUUGUACGUACAAGCCUCCUUCCGGGAAUGUUGAAGACUCUGGCACACAACAAGAAAACCCCACGUCCUGUAAAGCUUUUCGAGGUUUCUGAUGUCGUCCUUCUAGAUAGCUCAAAGGAUGUCGGUGCUGGCAACCGCCGGCGUCUUGCUGCUCUGUAUUGUGACCAAACAUCUGGUUUCGAGGUUAUUCAUGGUUUAGUCGACAGGGUCAUGGAAAUUGUAGGUAUCUCAAGGUGUCCUGUGGGGCAGACAACGGGUUACUACAUUAAACCCUCUCAAGAACCGGAAUACUUCACAGGAAGGCAAGCUAAUAUAUUUUACCAAGGAUUCUCGAUUGGAACUUUUGGAAUCGUUCAUCCCGAGGUUUUACAACGCUUUGAUAUCCCAGAUCCAUGUUCCGCCAUGGAGCUAGAAAUUGAGCCAUUUUUGUAAAUUUAGUUUACCCAAUUUUAUUAUAUAAAACGAAACGAUCUGAGACUGAGUUUUUGAGCCCUAAAUGUCACAACGGAAUUCUGUGGAGAACCAAAUGAGUUCUCUUUUCACAUCGAUUUUUCGCCAGUUAUAUGAUGACCUGGUUGCAUCUCAUAGCUUUCAGAGGUACGUUCUUUAGGGGAAGCUAGAGUGCCAUGAAAUUUAAUUCGCAGAAAAGCUUGCUUUUGCACGACAAGUUCCAGCCUUGAACGCUGUCCCGUCAAUCCUUUUGUAAGUUGGUGGCUUCGAACCAAUCAGCGGUUAGAAGGAUGUGAAUUCAUCAGACCAAUGUGAUUACUAGUUUUGGAAGGGUGUACCUGUCAACUCAUGUAUUUGCCUAUCCACACCCAUUUCUCCGAUGGGACGGAGAAAAUAUAUUUUGUAAAGCUCAAGUUUGUUUCACAAUUAAUUUUGAAGAGAAGGAAUUUCCAC